UUGAUGGGGAAAAAACCAACACAUAUAUAAUGUAUCGGGCCGCCUAGGCGCCAAAAUUCUAUCCAAGCCCUCUCUAUUUUUCUCUCUCAAAAUCGGGUGCUUAAUUUGAAGGGGAAAAAACCAGCAUAUAUAUAAUGUAUCGGGACGCCUAGGCGCCAUUCUCUUCCUCUUCAACUCCUAAGUUUCUCACAAUUUCCAUUGGUUAAAUCUGAGGAAUUUGUUCGGGUUACUCCUUCUGGCUAUGCACAAAUGACAGAAAUGUGCAGUGUUCUUUCAGGCGGGAAGUUAUUGGUCAUCCUUGAGGGCGGAUACAAUCUUCGUUCGAUAUCAUCCUCAGCCACUGCAGUAAUUAAGGUUUUACUUGGUGAAUCUCCCAAAUGUAAUUUGGACUACGCAGUACCUACCAAUGCUGGAUUACGAACUGUUUUAGAGGUCCUAAAAAUUCAGACAAAAUAUUGGCCUGCUCUGGAAACUAACUUUUCUAAGUUACAAUCAGAAUGGGGAUCAUAUGCCUUCCAUCAUUCAAGCAUAAUCUCUUCAAAGCUCUUUCAUCUGCCUCUUAUCUUUCUCAUUUGUUUAUUUCCUCUUAUAGUUUGUGGUCUAGCUUUAUGCCUCCAACUCCCCUUUUCCCCUCGCUUGUUCCUAUUGACAUUAACAAUUCAAACAUAAAAAUAAAAAUAAAAAUCCAGCACUAGUUCUUCUUUGCUUUGUUUAUGGCUGAGGAUGAAAUUUUUGCUGCUCUGUUUUAUCUUUUGCCUCACUGAAGGUGGUGAUAUUUUCUUCAACAUCUAAACCAUAGCAGAAUUAUAAUUUCACUUUACUGCAAUUAGUAUUUGUUGUUUAGGCUAUUAGGAGGACACUACUUUAGCAGGUUCAUAUUUUCUCGACUGACUGGCAAUGCAAUCCUUCCUGAAAUUUUGACUAUUUCCUUUCUUUUUCGUCGGAGAAUGGCCUUCAUAAAAACAGAAAAGAAAAAGAACACGAGCAGCAGUGCCACCAUGGUGGAAACUGGAACGGAGGAGGUUAUUGUACUGGGUCUUGUGCAAGCAGCAUCGUUUACAAUUGAAAUGGUGCUAACUAUUUUUUGCAGAUAUUAGUGUAUCAUUUUCUCUUGUAACUUCAACAUGUGCCCCUAGCUGAGCUUUCAGGGAACCCUUUCUGUUCCAAGAGUGACUUUGUAAUAUUAGUGACGUUGCUACAAACAGAUACACCCUUCCGAAGAAAAGGGGGAGAGAGAACAUUAUUGUAUUUUUUAAAUCCAAAAUUGGUUCUCUCAGUGGUUGGCU
This is a messenger RNA of Olea europaea var. sylvestris, 1286 nucleotides long. RefSeq names its product histone deacetylase 15-like. The coding region runs from base 250 to 669 and encodes 139 amino acids. NCBI's taxonomy places the organism in Eukaryota, Viridiplantae, Streptophyta, Magnoliopsida, Lamiales, Oleaceae. The record is from RefSeq and is a predicted model, not a curated record. Gene Ontology annotation, cellular component: histone deacetylase complex. Gene Ontology annotation, molecular function: histone deacetylase activity. The transcript is spliced from 3 exons. Gene Ontology annotation, biological process: chromatin organization.